Messenger RNA from Columba livia (rock pigeon), 5333 nucleotides. RefSeq names its product adenosylhomocysteinase like 2 (gene AHCYL2). The transcript is spliced from 17 exons. Lineage: Eukaryota; Metazoa; Chordata; Aves; Columbiformes; Columbidae. Gene Ontology annotation, cellular component: cytosol. Bases 58 to 1941 code for a protein of 627 amino acids. Gene Ontology annotation, biological process: L-methionine cycle. The record is from RefSeq and is a predicted model, not a curated record.
UGGCGGGGGAGGGGCGGGCGGUCCCUGAGGGAGCCGGAGGCGGCGGCGGCAGCGGCGAUGUCGGUGCAGGUGGCAGCGCCGGCCGUGGAGCUGAAGGAGCUGAGCGGCCCCAUGGAUAAGGCGGCGGGGCCGUCGUGUGAGCCGGUGACCGCUCACCCUCCCGGGCACAGCGUGGCCGCGGCCCCCUGCUCGCUGCCGGCCGCCGAGCGUGAGGCGGCCCCGGCGUCCUCCUCCUCCUGCGGCGGCGGCGGCGGCGAGCGGCCUCCGCUGAGCGGCUGCCCCGGGCUGUCCGCCGCCGCCGCGGUACCGCCGGGCGCCGCCAAGGUGCCGCAGGCUUCGGCCAUGAAGCGGAGCGACCCGCAUCACCCCCAGCACCGGCACCGCGACGGCGGCGACAGCGGCGGCGCCGCGGCCGAGGCGCUCGUCAGCCCCGACGGCACCGUCACCGAGGCGCCGCGCACCGUCAAGAAGAUCCAGUUUGCUGACCAGAAACAAGAAUUCAACAAGCGCCCGACGAAGAUCGGCCGCCGCUCGCUGUCGCGCUCCAUCUCGCAGUCCUCCACAGACAGCUACAGCUCAGCCGCCUCGUACACAGACAGCUCUGACGAUGAGACCUCCCCCCGCGACAAGCAGCAGAAGAACUCCAAAGGCAGCAGCGACUUCUGCGUGAAGAACAUCAAACAGGCGGAAUUUGGGCGCCGGGAGAUCGAAAUUGCUGAACAAGAAAUGCCGGCGCUGAUGGCUUUGAGGAAGAGAGCGCAGGGGGAGAAGCCGCUGGCCGGGGCCAAGAUCGUGGGCUGCACGCACAUCACGGCGCAGACAGCUGUUCUAAUGGAGACUCUCGGCGCGCUGGGCGCCCAGUGCCGAUGGGCUGCCUGCAACAUCUACUCUACCCUUAACGAAGUGGCCGCUGCCCUCGCCGAGAGCGGGUUCCCCGUCUUCGCCUGGAAGGGAGAGUCCGAAGACGACUUCUGGUGGUGCAUCGACCGCUGCGUCAACGUCGAAGGGUGGCAGCCCAACAUGAUCUUGGAUGACGGAGGAGAUCUCACUCACUGGAUUUACAAGAAAUACCCCAACAUGUUUAAGAAGAUCAAGGGGAUAGUCGAGGAGAGCGUGACCGGUGUCCACAGGCUGUACCAGUUGUCCAAAGCGGGGAAGCUCUGCGUCCCAGCCAUGAAUGUCAAUGACUCGGUCACGAAGCAGAAGUUUGACAACCUGUACUGCUGCAGAGAGUCCAUCCUGGACGGCCUUAAAAGAACAACGGACAUGAUGUUUGGAGGAAAGCAGGUGGUGGUUUGUGGCUACGGGGAGGUUGGAAAGGGCUGCUGCGCUGCUCUGAAGGCCAUGGGCUCCAUAGUGUAUGUCACAGAGAUCGAUCCCAUCUGUGCCCUCCAGGCCUGCAUGGAUGGAUUCCGGCUGGUGAAACUCAAUGAAGUCAUCAGACAAGUUGAUAUUGUCAUCACCUGCACAGGUAACAAGAACGUGGUGACGAGGGAACAUCUGGAUCGGAUGAAGAACAGCUGCAUCGUCUGCAACAUGGGGCACUCCAACACCGAGAUCGACGUGGCGAGCCUGCGUACUCCCGAGCUCACCUGGGAGAGGGUGAGGUCCCAGGUGGACCAUGUCAUCUGGCCAGACGGGAAGAGAAUUGUCCUCCUGGCCGAGGGCCGCCUGCUGAACCUGAGCUGCUCCACCGUCCCCACCUUCGUCUUGUCCAUCACGGCCACCACGCAGGCUUUGGCUUUGAUAGAGCUGUACAAUGCUCCCGAAGGCCGCUACAAACAAGACGUGUACUUGCUGCCUAAGAAAAUGGAUGAGUACGUGGCCAGCCUUCACCUCCCGACCUUCGACGCCCACCUGACAGAACUCACGGACGAACAAGCAAAAUACCUGGGACUGAAUAAGAACGGACCUUUCAAACCAAACUACUACAGAUAUUAAGUUCCUGCCGCUGUAUCCUAGAGAAUCGUGAGGAACAAGAACCCAAGUCUUUUCUCAACUACUGUACAGGAUCAAACAGCGCAAGCUUCCUAAGUUAGAGCCGGGCUUGCUCACAUCGUAGACAGUGUGUUUAGGUUAUUUAUUUAUUAAAUUAGGAUACUGUACAUGCGGCCUCUGCCACUGGUGUUUGUGCUGCCGCGGGACUGCGAGACGGUGGAUUUCUCUCCAUUUGUUUCAUUUUUCUCUUCGGGUUGUUCUUUUCUCGGGGCUGGGAGGGUGAGGAAGGCGGGGAAGACGCUGGAAUCGCAUCACUGAGAUGGACCUGGAAUCGUUUAGCACCGGUGAUCCGACGUGCAGGACAGGAGCGGCGGGUUCCAGCUUGGAGGGCGUGCGUUGCUGUUGGUUGUCAUCGCGUCCCUUCGGGCGGAGCAGCAUCGUGGGAGCCGCCUGGGUUCGCUUUUCUCGUGCCAUUAGACAACGCAGCAAAGAAACCUCGUUUGCUCCAAGCGCUGCCGACCGGCCGGUGGUCGAUCUCACCGGAGAAACCUCUCGUCGUCCCGCCGAGCUGCCCGGGGGACGGUGGACUUGGAGCCAGCGAGUCGCUGACCUUGGCCUUAGCGCUGUAACGAAGGAUCCGCUCGUUAGCGUCAGCGCGGCGGGAGCCGGGAGGGCAGAGGUGGCGAUGGUGGGGUAGGAGCCACCACCGCGCUCUUCGUCACAGCUCCGCGGUGUUUUCCUGCUGCUCUUGUUCCGAGUGCCAACCUCCUACGGUUCAACCAAAGUCCUGAUCCCGGUGGGGCCGCGGUGGGACAGCCCCACGACCUCGCCAAGGAACGCUGCUCACGCCUCGGCUGGGAGGACCCGUGUCCAGCUGGUCUUUCUCCAGCUGGAAUUUCAGUCCUCAUUGGAAAUCCUUGGAGUUUUAUUUUCUAGUAAUAUUUGUAUUGUUAAAAUCUCGGAAUCCCCUUUGAGUGUUUGAGACGAACACCAGAGCGAUCCCCACACCAGCGUUGUGCGCGGGGGAGGAUUCAGCAUCACUAAAACCCUUUAAUCACCUCAACUCUUGAUGCGUCAGAGCCGACGGAGAACAAAUUUACCAUAGUUUCUUGUUUUAGCCCAGGAUGUCCCACCCGAACGCUGCGGACAGCACGGCGCGCUCACAAGGUGACUUCCCAAGUCUCCGUGUCUCAUCAGAGUCGCUUUUAUGGCCCGUGUGGAGAGCCUGGUCCUUCUGAAGUAAAACUGCCCAACCCCUUGAGCACAAAAGCCUUUGUCCUGUGGCUGCUGCUUUGGUACCCGAGUCCCUCGUCAGCUACAGAUUCUUGUUUCGUCCUCACGGACUUCUUGGCCAUGACGGAAAAACUCUUGUGUGGCAUCUCGUUAGCGCACAAGAAAGGAAAAGCUUUGGAAUUAUGGUCUUGGCGGCCAAGUCCUUCUCAUGGCUCUUGAUGGUCUGAAGUCAGCUUGACCACACGCCGUUCAUCUUCAGAGCAAACGUUCUCGUAUGCUUGCUUACUCCAAGUUUCUCUUUCAAAUUUCUCAAAGCCUUGAGGUAAGACCUUGAGAAGACUUGGAGAAGACCUUAGGGCUUUGAGAAGAUUUUGAGGAGACCUUGAGAAGGCUUAGAGAAGACCUUGAGGAGACCUCAAGAAGACCUUGAGGAGACCUUAGGGCUUUGAGAAAGCUGUCGAGAGACCUGAGGGCUUUGAGAAGACUUUGAGGAGACCUUGAGAAGGCUUUGAGAAGAACUUAUGGCUUUGAUAAGACUUCAGGGAGACCUUGAGAAGACCAUAGGGCUUUGAGGAGACUUUGAGAAGACCUUAGGACUUUGAGAAGGUUUUCAGGAGACCCGGGGGCUUGGAGAAGACUUUGAGGAGACCUCGAGAAGACUUUGAGAAGAACCUGAGGAAACCUUGAGAAGACCUUGAGGAGACCUUGAGAAGACCUUAGGGCUUUGAGAAGACAUUGAGGAGACCUUGAGAAGACCUUGAGAAGGCUUUGAGAAGACUUCAGGGAGACCUUGAGAAGACCUUAGGCCUUUGAGAAGGGUUUCGGGAGACCUGAGGGCUUUAAGGAGACCUUGAGGAGACCUUAGGACUUUGAGGAGACCUUGAGAAGACUAUGAGAAGACCUUGAGAAGACUUUAUGGCUUUGGGAAGACUUUGAGGAGACCUUAGGGCUUUGAGAAAACUUUGGGAAAACCUUAGGGCUUUGAGAAGGCUUUUGGGAGACCUGAGGGUGUCGAGGAGACCUUGAGGAGACCUUAGGGCUUUGAGAAGACUUUGAGGAGACCUUGAGAAGACUAUAGGGAGACCUUGAGAAGAACUUAGGGCUUUGGGAAGACUUUGAGGAGACCUUGAGAAGACUAUGGAGAGACCUUGAAAAGACUGUGAGGAGACCUUAGGGCUUGGAGAAGACUAUGAGGAGACCUUGAGAAGACCUUAGGGCUUUGGGAAGAGUUUGAGGAGACCUUAGUUCUUUGAGAAGGGUUUCAGGAGACCUGAGGGCUUCAAGGGGACCUUGAAGAGACCGUAGGGCUUUGAGAACACUUCACCAUGGACUGAUCACUAAUCAUAAACUUUAAACCAUCUCCACUCCCUCACAAAUCUUAUCCAGAUCCUGCGAUUUUUGGGAAGAGCCCCCCGAGCUCUCUGAAACGCCACGUUGGGUCCUUCCCCACGCUGGAGACGCUCGCUCUGCAUCAACCCAGGUCUCGUUCUCCACGGUGAAGUCCCGCCCUGGUGACGGUGAAGCGCGGCCGCGGGGCCACGCCGAGCAGAAAACACCUUUUCUUUGGAAAAACGGGCGUCCCGAGCGCAGCCCCCCAGGAAACCCCCGUCCACCCCGCGCCCGCCGAGCCGCCCUCCCCGCCAGCCCCGGCCUGCCCGGUUUUAACCCGUUUUAUCCUCCAGGUAGAUAGGAUCAAUAAUAUAAUAAUAAUAACAAUAAUAAUGAAAUCCCGAGUGGCUUUUCCCACCUGGAUUUUUAAAGCUCUUUCCCAUGUCGUUCUGCUUCUCUGUCAGCUUUUCUGCUCGCUUGGCUUCUUCCUAAUCGAUCUGGAAUCAUAUCCUGUGAUCAUCUCUAAAUUAAACGUGUAAUGGGUUGGUUUGGGGUUUCUUUUAUUUUUUUUUUUUUUAAUGUAACACAUUUUUAAAGAAUUAGGAAAAAAAAAGGAGGUUUAGGUAACACCAGCAAAAUCAUAUAAGGAAAUUAAUUAUGUUCUGAACUUUAGGAAUGAUCAGACAGAACCUGCCAUCAGCCUGCAGCGAGGAAACCAGAGCUCUGCAAACAUAACAUUUCCAAAGGAUGUUUUAAAUAUUAAUGUCUGAGUGAUUGUAUUAGAUCAGCAAUAAAGACUCUGUAAUCAAAACAAAUAAAACGUGGAAAAUUCA